Messenger RNA from Colletotrichum higginsianum IMI 349063, 2421 nucleotides. Its product is annotated as Fungal specific transcription factor. The transcript has 3 exons. The record is from RefSeq and is a predicted model, not a curated record. Lineage: Eukaryota; Fungi; Ascomycota; Sordariomycetes; Glomerellales; Glomerellaceae. Gene Ontology annotation, cellular component: nucleus. The coding region runs from base 1 to 2421 and encodes 806 amino acids. Gene Ontology annotation, molecular function: zinc ion binding; RNA polymerase II cis-regulatory region sequence-specific DNA binding; DNA-binding transcription activator activity, RNA polymerase II-specific. Gene Ontology annotation, biological process: DNA-templated transcription; regulation of transcription by RNA polymerase II.
AUGGACAUUUCGGGAAAUCUGCCCCAGGCCUCGGUGCACAAGAAGCGGCGGAGGCCCGCCUUGGCAUGCGAGCAGUGCCGCCGGCGCAAAGUCCGAUGCGACAGAAACCUCCCCUGCAACACCUGCGUCCGCUCCAAGCACGCUCUCUGCACGUACGCCUCACAUACCAAGUCGGCACCGCGGAAGAGUCCAGAGCAUGGCGCUGAAGUGCCCGUUGAUUCCAUGGCACUGGCUCUCAGAUGUCCCGAGCCCAUUCUCCCCGCAUUCCAACCCUUGCCCUCGCCGCCGAGGCGCUCGGGAGCUUCGUCCACGGCUGCCAGAACCCAGGCUGAUCAUCGUUCCCGAAUACGGUUGGCCGAGACCCCCGAGGAAUACCCCCUGUUUGCACCGACGCCCAGUUCCGGCGAGCACUCGGGCCCGGCGGACUUUGGGACGUGGCAGCCCGUCAACGGCCCUUGGGCUCCUGUCACUGUUACGGCUAGUAUUCGUGCGGAUACGGCGUCGACACCUGGGAGUUGCCCCGGCUCUUCGUCCACCGUCAACUCUCUCAUGGAAAGGGUGAAGCAACUGGAGCAGCAACUGUCGGACCUAACCGUGAGAAACAAAGGCGGAGGUGAUGUGGCGGCGCCCGAGUGCGUUUCUGUCCCUCGCGAAGGGCUGAAGUACAGUCGGGGUUGUGUAAGUAAGACUCGUUACUUUGGCCAGAGUCACUGGAUGAAUGCCGCCGACACUCUCUACCGCUUGGUCAACUUCGCGAGGAAGUUCGAGGGCCGGAAGAAUUCUCAACUCUAUGCCGACCUCGAGAAGUGCAAGAAGCUGGCACGCGUCAUCAAGGCCCGCCGCACCCCCUCCUUCGCGUCCAUCACCACGGGCCAGAACAUGCCGUCCCGCGAGCUGGCCGACGUACUCGUCGACAUCUACCUCCGCACCUUCGAGUCCGUCCACCGCAUCGUCCACAUCCCGACCUUCAGGGCCGACUACGAGCGGUACUGGCAGAACCCCUCCGAGGCGACCGACACCUUCGUCAUCCUGCUGCAGCUAUGCAUGGGCAUCGGCGCCACCAUGUACGACGAACGCUUCACCCUCCGCACCCUUGCCAUCCGGUGGUUCUGGGAGGGCAUGUUCUGGCUCAUCACGCCCUGCGAGAAGUCCAAGAUGACCGUCAACGGUCUGCAGAUCCGCUGCCUGAUGCACUUCCUGCGGCACACUGCCAACAUCGGCUGUGACCUCUCGUGGAUUGGCGCCGGCGCCAUCGUCCGGACCGCCAUGUACAUGGGCCUGCACCGCGACCCCAAGGCCAUCGUCAAGAUGUCCCCCCACCGCGCCGAGAUGCGCCGCAGGCUCUGGGCCACCAUCCUCGAGAUCGUGCUGCAGACGAGCAUCGACUCGGGCUGCCCGCCGUUGAUAUCGACCCCCGACUACGACACCGAGCCGCCCGCGAACCUGGACGACGAGCAGCUGGUCGAGGACGCCGAGUCCGUCUUCCCCGUGCCGAGGGACCCCAAGGUCCACACCCAGAUGACGGUGCCCCUCGCCUUGUUCGCGUCUUUCACGACACGUCUCGCCAUAGCCAAGCGCGUCAACGAGUUCCGUUCGGACACCCUCUACGAAGAGACGCUCCGGCACAGCAAAGAGCUGAGCGCCUCGCUGCAGAGAAUGAUGCGGCAGCUCAACUCCCACCCAGCCGUGACAUCCUUCCAGCUUCGAUACGUACAGUUCAUGUCGUACCGACUGUUCUUCGCCCUCCACCAGCAGAUCAUCCCCUUGGCUCUGCGGAACCCGGUAUACUACUUCUCUAGGAAGAUGACCGUCGACACGGCCCUCCGCUUAUCCGAAGCUGCCUUUUUGUGCCCGGAUAAGGCAGGGACCGGGCCCAUGAAACCCUCCACGCCGUCCGAGGUCGACUUUUACCGGCUGAUUAUCAACGGCGCCGGAACGUACCGCUCUGUCUCGUUCCAGGGUGUCAUGACGAUAGGUCUCGAGCUCAUCAACCUCAAGGAGGAAGAGGCGAACAACGGCCCCUCCAUGUCCGUCAUCGGCUCCGAGGCCCAACUGCGCGGCGUCCUCGACGCGGUACACGACUGGUCCCGCCGACGGAUCCAGUCCGGCGAGACCAACAUCAAGGGUCACGCCCUCGGCGUCGUGCUCAUCACCCAUGUCCACGGCCUGGAGAACGGCGUCAUCGACGACAAGAUCGAGGACUACUUCGAGGCGGCGUGCCAGGAGCGGGUCACCGAGUGCUACGACCUGCUGCGAAACUUGGCCGGGGACGGCGUGCUGGAGGAGGGGAUGGACAUGCCGCACAUCCACGACCUGGAUAUGGACUUUGACGACGGGACCGACCUGCUGGCGGACUGGGACUGGGAGUCGAUGGAAAACAACAUGAAUUUUGGGAGCUUCCCGGACACGAUGCUCUUGUAG